Pleurotus ostreatus (oyster mushroom) is the source of this 1287-nucleotide messenger RNA. RefSeq lists its product as uncharacterized. The transcript has 3 exons. Bases 1 to 1287 code for a protein of 428 amino acids. The record is from RefSeq and is a predicted model, not a curated record. Gene Ontology annotation, molecular function: L-ascorbic acid binding; oxidoreductase activity, acting on paired donors, with incorporation or reduction of molecular oxygen; iron ion binding. NCBI's taxonomy places the organism in Eukaryota, Fungi, Basidiomycota, Agaricomycetes, Agaricales, Pleurotaceae.
AUGGCUAGCUCGAAACGUUCUCCUAAACAGAUCUUCGAGUCUCUCACUGCAGCUAUCACGAAGAAGCCACCAUUCGUGCAUGGAGCUGUCUCGCUGCCACCAACAUCUACCGCUUUGUAUUUUGGAGCCACUGACGCUGGACGUCUUGACCUCCUCAGUCCUCAAAAGAAACAACUUGAGCAGCUCCUUGCAGCUUGUUCACCAGCGACCUUUGGUAUGAACAAAGAAGACGUACUCGACGAAGAAUACAGGAAGGCCGGGAAACUCGACGCAGAAAACUUCGCAUUCAACUUCGAUGUGAUGAACUCUGAAAUAACCACUCAGAUUACCAACGUCCUUCUGCAAGGAAGGUCCGACCCCACCUUCGUUCCCGAGCUCUACAAGUUGAACGUCUAUGGCAAAGACGGUUUCUUUAAACCCCAUAAGGAUACGCCACGGAGCGAGGUCAUGUUCGGUUCUUUGGUCUUAGUUCUUCCAACGCCGCAUGAGGGUGGCCAGCUCAUGCUACGGCACGAAGGCGACGAAUGGACGUUCGAUUCUGCGGAAAUUCUUAGCGAACAGCCCUCGCCAUCCAUCGCUUUCAUCGCAUUUUUCAGCGACGUGGAGCACGAAGUGCUCCCAGUCAAGUCCGGUCAUCGCAUUACGAUAAGCUAUAACCUCUACUCCAAGAUGGAUGAUCCUUUCACCAAAGUCGUCCAUGUACCUUCACCUAUUCAAUUAGCUGUUGAAGAGAGCCUCCGUGGGGUGCUGGAUUCCAAAGUCCUUCGCCGCGGCGGCUUCAUUGGUUUCGGGCUCAGUCAUGAAUACCCUCUCCGCGCCGGCGGUAGGCUUCCAAGCACACUCAAGGGUACCGACGAAAUGGUUCGUCAAGCGUGCAAGAAACUAAAGCUCCGGGUCAUGAUAACUUUGCUCUACGAAGCCGGCCCCGACGAUGGAUCGUUCACCCAUGUGAUGUUUCUGACGUACCCCGAUAUCCUCGCCGAAGGAGAGCUUCAGGCUGAGGGCGGUCAGAUACACGAGCCGCUCUUGGAGAUGAGAGGAGCGAACCCACUUUUGGUCAAGUAUACCGAAGAAGACGGAUUCGACUUCAAGAAAUCCCCGACACCGGAGGAACCGUUGCAAGCUUGGUGUGUCACCCCGAAGAUGAAGAACAAUGUCUCGUCUUUGUAUCAAGCGUAUGGAAACGAGUCUACAACUAAUUACCUCUAUGGCCGCUUACAUCUGUUAGCCCUUGUUGGACCAGUAGGCCUCAGAGAGACCGCGAAGGACGACAAAGAAGAUGCGUAG